AUGAGCCUUGAUCCCAGUGCCUUUCCGAGGUCGAACUCCCCCGCAAGCUCCGAGAGCUCCUUGACGCGCCCGCGCCUCCAGGGCAAGGAAGGGUCUCUGAAAAAAGACAAGACCUACCGCCGCUAUGCGUCGAGCGUCGAGCGAGCCUUGUCAUUGUUCGACAACGCCCUUCAAGAAUGGGCCGACUACAUCUCCUUCCUCAGUCGCCUACUAAAGGCACUCCAAACACAUCCUCCCGAUCAGCCAGUCGUCCCACAUAAGCUGCUGGUUUCGAAGCGACUUGCUCAAUGCCUAAACCCGUCAUUACCAUCGGGCGUCCACCAAAAGGCGCUUGAGGUCUAUACGUACAUUUUUGGCUUGAUUAAGCUUGAGGGAUUGUCGCAUGAUCUUCCGCUGUAUCUACCUGGCCUUGCACCCACCCUAACAUUCGCCUCGCUCUCUGUUCGGCCGCUUUUCCUAUCUUUGGUGGAAGGAUACAUUGUUGACCUUGAACCGUGGGCCAUUCGCCCCGCUUUGAAAGCAAUAAUCCUAGCCCUGCUUCCUGGCCUGGAAGAAGAGACAAGCGACGACUUUGAACUGACGCUACGAAUUCUCAACAAGCUGCGAGAUGUCUCCGGUCUCCUCGAGACACAAAGGACAUCCGAAGCUGGCUCUUCUGGGCAAUACUUCUGGCAAUGUCUUUUCCUGGCUUCAAUUACGAACUCCAGCCGACGACUCGGCGUUCUGGCAUAUUUGAACCGCUACCUUCCAAAGCUAGGAAUUGCAGAUCGUCGACCAAGUGUGGCCGAGACCGGAGAUAUGAAGGAUAUCCCGCCUGAGAUGCUUGCAGCAGCCGAUUCAGUAAUUCUUCCUGAGCCAGGCCUCUUGAUCCGCUGCUUUGCAUCAGGGCUGUCUGAUGAGCAGCUACUGGUCCAGCGCAAUUUCCUCGACCUACUCGUGACCCAUCUUCCUUUGAACUCUCCGAUUUUACAAACUCGACUUGCCGAGGGAGAUCUUGAAACAUUGAUUAUUUCUGCUGUGGGCGUGGUAGCCCGGCGUGAUAUGAGUUUGAACCGCCGCCUGUGGUCAUGGUUUCUUGGACCGGAGCCUGCGAAUGAGCGAUUGUCGAUUGAUGGUCGGAAAUUCUCAUCGGAAACUGCUCGUUCGUCCUCUAUUGAUGGCGGGGAACUCUCCCAAUCCCAGUAUUUUGGUCGCGUGGGAUUACAGCCAUUGGUCAACGGUCUUCUCAAAAUGAUAAAACAAGCUCCCAGAGCCCCUUCUGAGCGGACGAAACCCUUUCGAAUUUCACUCUCUUUAAUGGAUCGUUGGGAAAUUGGUGGAUAUAUCGUCCCAGCCGUUUUUCUUCCCACCAUGUACAGCGUUCAGGCAUUCGAGAAAGAUGCACCCAAGGGUCACUUCGAAGAAGUUUUCCGCAGUGCAAGUGCAUUCUUCGAUGGUGUCGAAAGCAGUGUCAUUUUCUCAGAGCUCCUGCACCUAGUUGACUUCCGCUCCAAGGACGUGGAACAUGAUCAUGAGCAAGUCAUGUGCAGCUUGAACCUUGCUCAGUUUAUCCUUGAAAACUUCAACGUGCGAGAAGAGGACAUGAUACAUCUACAUGUUCCUCUUCUGACUGUCUCAGUGCUUGUGAAAAUGAGUGAAGUUGCAUCAAUGAACGCUCGUGUCAAUAAGCAGGCCGUGUCUAACGCUUUGAACGACGUGCUAAAGUCACUGACACCAUUGCUUACAGAAAGAGUCUUUUCUAGGAAGACGGGCCAGGAGAAAUCGUCCGCUGAUGGCAAGGCCCGGAAUGCUGAGAUUAUGAAACAGGUGCAUCAAUUCUACGAGAUCAGCAAAAACAGCCUUGAUCUUCCACCCCUACCGUUUGCCCCCAAGCAGAUCGGCGAGAUGAUCAUCCGGGAAGCCCAUGAUCUUUGCAUCGGAGCCCUAAAGGACGAUGAUGGCACCUCAUCUCUCAAUGAAAAGCUCAAUAUCCUUGUGACGCUAUUGCAGAGACUUCCCAAGUCGCGCAUCCUCCGCGACAGAAGACUCUAUAAAGCUAUCUCGCAAAGGUUGGCUAUCAAGAAUGCUAAAUUGACAACUGCAGCAUUCGCCGUCAUUUCUACCAUCGCUUCUUCUGUGACAAACCUAUUUUUUAUCCAUACCCCCGGCUUCUAUGUAAGCUACGAGGAUGCGUGUGAUGUCAUUCCAAGCCUGGUUGAGCAACUAUGGCAGUAUUUGUCGCCAUCAAGCCCAAAGUUUCAUGUGGAGGCUGUGCGCUGUCUCUGGCUGCUUCACUCGAUCUCUUGGGUCGACCAUCUCGUUGAGGCUUCGAUUACUUCUUUGAUGAUUAGCACUGUGGCUGCCGGAGCUUAUCAUCUAUCCUCGGAAGAGAAGGCAGAAAAGUUCUAUGUUCUGUGGAAUCACAGUCACCACGGGGCGCAUGAACAGACCCCGAAGCAAGUCCUAGACGUCGGAGGAUCUUUGUUCUCGUACCAAUGUACUAUGCUUGAACGCCCACUAUUCAUUGUCUUGGACCUUUUGUCCCAAGAGCCUGGCGAUGUCUCUCAGAGCGUCCAGCAGUGGCUUCAAGACCUCCCGACUAUUCACAAGAUCUUCCAUGUUAUCAUUUCAAAACUCGAGGAACUCUUCGAGCGUGGCACCCCUAGUGAAGCAAUCCAUGAUAACCAAACUAUCUCUCCGGACGAUUACAAGGAGUGCUAUUACUUGUUGCGAACAGCUUCUAAUAUCAUCUCUAUUCUUUCGCAUAACGGGUGGAUCAUUCUUCUGUCUCACACCCUGAGCCAGGCUGAGAACCGCACAGAUGCAGUCAAAUCUGACGAAAACUCGAGCGGGAAAAGUCUUCAUACAACCUUCUUCGAAGCAUCUCUUAGAAUUAUCAGCGGUCAAACCCCCACCCCUACCCCCACACAAGUCAGCACCGAGGGGGAGAGACUACAGAAAGAUGCACUACAUCUCAUGCGACAGCUUCUCCUAGGCCCUGGCGCGGAGGAUCUUGUCGAGUCUGGAAUUGAUGAGUUCCUAGUUGAACGUCUUCUAAUCUCAUCUGAAGGUGGCAGCGUUGCGGUACAGGGUGCAAUCAUCGAUGCAUUACUCGCCGCUCUUAAGGUGCGGUUCGCCCAGGCGUACGUGCCACCACCGCCCCCUCGACCUAAACAUCAACGAGCUGGCUCUCGUGAACGCUUGAAAAGCCCUUCAAUGCUGUCUUUCACCAGCGACAAGCCAGAAAGGAAGUCUUCAAUGGCUCACAUUCCUCGUCCACCUGAGCGGCUUUUAGAUUGUCUUCUCAAGGGGAUUAGUUCAGCCAAAUCUCGAGAAAUUGUCGACAAGUGGAUUGGACUCCUCUGUGAGGUUCUUCCUCUCUACUCUGGCCAGAUCUUCCAGAUUCUUCUCAUGCUUGUUGAGUGCUUUUGUAGAGAGAUCAGGGCAUCUUUUGGAAGACUUCAGCUCGCAUUCCAGCAAACAGAAGACUGGCCUCAGGAUCGCUCCGAACAUGUCACUAUUGCUUUAUUGACGGGUCUCGAAACUUGCAUCGCCAAUGCCCACGAACGUCUUCUGGUGGAAGAGUCAAAUGUACCUGCGGUCAAGAGUCCGGAUCAACCUCAAGGGUUCUUUGGAAACAUGGUCUCGGGGGUUUUCCACUCAGAGGGUAACCAGGGUCGAUCUAACACUGCCAAUGACCGCUUGACCGUUCUGCUCUGCUUCCAGGAUGCGGUUCGUCUUUGCUUCUCUAUUUGGGCUUGGGGUGCUGGAGAUAAGAGCGGAGUUCCUCCCGAUUCGGAGUCAAUGGCAUCGUUCCAGUAUACAUCAUUGCGCAUGCGCAACAGAUCGCGACGGAUAUUGGAGCAUUUUUUCACUGCUGAAGCACUUGAAUGCCUCGAGACACUGGUUGAGAUGUGGACCAAAUCCGACAUGGAGACUGCAACUCUCAUCUUCAGCCUCCUACAUACUCUCGAUGGAUCACGUCCAAAGAUUGCUAUUCCAGCCGUUUUCAACGCCAUUUACACACGUACAAACCCGAGCGCUUUGGAAAAUAAUCGCAAGUCUUCUUUGACAUCCAGCCUUUCUGAAUCUGAGCUUGCCAGCUUCUUGGUUGCAUAUGCACGCUCUUUGGAUGAUGAUGUUUUGGAUGAGAUCUGGUCCGAUUGCACAACGUUCCUACGUGACGUUUUGAGCAACCCCUUCCCCCAUCGACAGAUCCUUCCCCGACUCAUUGAAUUCGCAGCUAUCUUGGGUGCGAAAUUGGAGAAUACAACAUUUGGCGAGGACCGACGGAUGCGCAAGGAACUCGGAGAUGUGCUUCUCCGACUGCUUACAGCGGUAUUUACCAGCAAGCCACUGGGGCUUAACCAGGAUAGCGGUCUCAUGGCGAGAUCGUCUGUAGACUACGAUCAGACUGCAGUCUCACACACCGGGCCCGACGACAUGCUGAGCAUUCUUACAGUUUCCAUGCCAUCAUUCAUCACAACUUUGGGUGAUUCGGACCGCAUCAAUACGGCCAUCAGCGGAGUGUCGACCAACGUGAUCGGCCCUCUCAUUCGCUCCCGUCUGUUCCCCAACAACCUCAAUCGCAACGUCAUGGUUCUUUUACAGCAGAUGGCCAAGGUGCCCGCAGCAGCAAAGGUGUGGAAGAAGGAUAUAGCAGAUGCUUUCAACGACCCGCGUUUCUUCGGCCUGCAAGUGGAAUUGAUCAAGGCCACUUGGAUGGAUCUUCUGCGGCAGUGGGUUCUCGCCGACAAGGAGCGUUUGGCUGAGUUGUUGGGUCGACUUCCGCCGCCAAGCGCAGCUGGAAUCAUGUUUGGUGUUGGAGCCUCCGCAGCGCGGCUAGAAGCAGAUCGCAAGGCACAACUCAACCUUCGCCGCAUCGCCCUGCUUCUUCUUUCCGCCAAUGAGGACUACUUUGUGGGCGAGCUGCCAGGUCUACUCCAAAAGCUGGAGGAUCUCCUAGCUGCAACUAGCUCUUCAUCACCAUCAUCUGCGACGCGUGCUGAGAUCUUCAUGGUUUUACGAGCGCUCGCCCUCAAGACUUCUACUUCCACCAUGGCGUCAUUCUGGCCAUUGAUCAAUAUGGAGCUGCAGGAAGCUAUAUCAGCUGUUCCACGAGGUUCUCAGUCCGAGAUCUACAGCCCGUAUUCAUUGUUACAGGCAUGCAAGCUGCUCGACACAUUGCUAGUGAUCGCACCAGACGACUUCCAACUCCUGGAAUGGCUCUUCGUCACGGAUACAAUCGAUGCAGUGUACCCACCCAACCGCUGGGAACCCAUCGCCCUUGCCGACGAAAUCUCCCAAAGCUUCGGACCACGCAGCGUUCUCUCGCCGGCCAUGACACACGAGCAUGCCGAACCCGUAACACGCAGCGGCCUCAAACGGCCGUGGCUUACCUCCGACCGAAUCCGAGAAACGGCCAAGGACGAGAUCGUUGAACGGGUCCUGCGACCGUUCUUUGACCGGUUGAGUAUCUACGUGUUUGAGAGCACCUAUGGAAUGGAAAGUGUGGAUCUGGGCGUGUGCCGGGAUGACCUGCUCGCGGAUCUAUUCAAUGAGAGCACGAUGGCGAAUUGA
Molecule: messenger RNA, 5559 nt
Organism: Penicillium atrosanguineum
Lineage: Eukaryota; Fungi; Ascomycota; Eurotiomycetes; Eurotiales; Aspergillaceae
Product: dopey family protein
Exons: 7
Coding region: 1-5559 (1852 amino acids)
Biological process (GO): Golgi to endosome transport
Cellular component (GO): trans-Golgi network; endosome
Source: RefSeq, a predicted model, not a curated record